AUGGGUUCGGAAUCGAACUCUCCCAAAAUAGUAUGGGGAAAGGCUAGCUCGGCGGACAAUGGUGAUUCAGACACAUUGUCAUACUAUCAUGACGGUAGGUCGGUGUCGCCGCCGGACUCCGAGCUGGGUCAUGGACUGGCGAACGUGCAGGCAACACCGGCAUGGUAUCGUAAUAUGGACUAUUUGUCGCCUAAUGUCAUGUCGGACACAUUUGACUCAUUUCGACAUGCGAGCAAUGACGAAAUCGGACUCUUGUCGCCAGCUGACAUUGCCGCACGAUCGCCCCCUCUGCUCAUGCCAGUGCCGUCUUGGGACGACUUGCCAUACGACCGGCCCCCGAACCAUAUGAUCUCGGGAAAUAAAUGGGACGAAUAUCACGACGAUACGAUCGCGCCAGAGACACCCAAGUUUGCGCAUCCGUUGUGGGCCUCGAGUCCCACAUUUUCACCCCAACCGGGCUCCCUACAACCUGCCAAUGCCUGGCAUGGAACCUUCGGACACCCCAAUAUAUUUGAUUCGCCGGGCAAGCCAUGGGAGUCGGAUGAUUUCACAUCGCAAACACGUCAAAUUCGACACAGUCAGGGACCAGAUACCUCCAGCAAGGAACAUGUCAUAUACCGUCACGCCAGCUCUAAGAAGGGAUCUAGUCUGGCACAGGAAAGUCACCAACAAAAUACCAAGCACAGCCGACGGAGAUGGGGCAAGGCGGACAAAGCUCGCAAGCCCUCACCAACUGUCUCACCUUCUCCCACAGGGACCAAGCCUGUCAAAUUUAAUGCAUUGUUCCGAUAUGCAACACCGUUAGAACGCUUCUUGAACUUGAUUGGUAUCAUAUGCGGUGCUGCAUCCGGAACGGCUCAACCGCUCAUGACGAUCUUGUUUGGUAACCUGGCCAACAAGUUUCUUGCAUCGAGUAAUCCUAGCCUAACGGAUCAACAAAAAAUCGACUACUUCCUCGCCGCGGCUCAUAUGGUGAACGACGAUGCUAUAUACCUAGUCAUUAUCGGCAUUGCGUCCUUUGUCGUUAUUUACGUCUACAUGGCCAUUUUUGUAUAUACAGGCGAGGUGAUCACACAGCGGAUCAGGAAGGAGUACCUUCGAGCUAUUUUGCGGCAAGACAUCGCCUACUUUGAUUCACUGGGAGCCGGUGAAAUAACGACACGCAUUCAAAGUGACAUUCAGUUGAUCCAAGAUGGUAUCAGUGACAAACUUCCGCUCAAUGUCGCCUUCAUUUCAACGUUUAUUACGGGCUUUAUUAUUGCGUACGUUCGAAACUGGAAAUUGGCUCUCGUGAUGACCUGCAUCUUACCUUGCAUUGUCGGCUCAGCCAUUGUGAUGAACAAAUUUGUCUCGUCGUACCAACAAGUCGAACUGGAGCAUGUGGCCAAAGCAGCCUCGAUUGCAGAGGAAGGCAUUUCGACGGUUCGCACCGUCAAGGCUUUUGGCAUGAAUGCGCACCUAGCCAAGCUGUACGAAUCUCGAAAUGCCACGGCUUUCACAGCAAGUAGGCGACGAGCUGUUGCCUCAGGCAUGGGUAUUGGUGCUUUCUUUUUUUGCAUUUACUGUGCCUAUGCCUUGGCGUUCUAUUUUGGCUCUAAACUUGUCGCAAAUGGCGAGGUACAAGGCGGCAUCGUCAUGAAUGUCAUCUUCUCCGUACUUAUCGGAGCUUUCAGCAUGGCUAUGCUUGCACCCAACUUGCAGUCCAUGAGUUUCGCGCAAGCAGCAGGUGGUAAAGUCUUUGAAACGAUCGACAGGCCUUCCAAAAUCGACUCAUUCAGCUCCGAGGGACUUCGGCCAGCUACAUGCCUAGGUCAUUUGUCUGCGCAGAACGUGACGUUUGCGUACCCUUCUCGACCCGACGUUCGCAUUUUAAAGGACUUCAACCUCGAGUUUCCACACGGUCAAGUGACGGCACUCGUGGGUCAGUCUGGCUCUGGCAAAAGCACCAUCAUCUCGCUCGUCGAACGUUUUUACGAUCCCUUGGAGGGUGACAUCCUGUUAGACGGCGUGCCAAUCCGUGAACUAAAUAUCCGAUGGUUGCGUUCGCAAAUUGGCCUUGUGUCUCAAGAACCGACCCUUUUUUCCACAUCCGUGUGGGAAAACAUUGCUUUUGGCUUGUUGCAUACCGAGUAUGAUAAUUAUUCCGAGGAGGAGAAGGACAAGUUGAUUGUGCACGCGGCCCAUUUGGCGAAUGCACACGCUUUUAUCACGCAGCUUCCUCAAGGCUAUCAGACGCAAGUCGGUGAACGAGCUGCUCUUUUGAGUGGUGGGCAAAAGCAACGCAUCUCUAUCGCUCGUGCGGUGGUAAAAAAUCCUCGCAUCCUGCUCUUGGAUGAGGCAACCAGUGCCCUUGAUACUGCAAGUGAGGGCAUUGUCCAAGAUGCACUGGAUCGCGCGUCGCACGGUCGUACCACUAUCACGAUCGCACACCGCCUCAGUACCAUUAAGAAUGCGAACAAUAUUGUGGUGAUGAAAGGUGGUGCGAUUAUGGAACAGGGCCGUCACGAUGCGCUCCUUGAGAAUCCCAAGGGUAUCUAUGCAGGUCUUGUGGCAACCCAAGACAUUCAUAACAAUAAUGCGCAGGCUCUGUUGAGCGUGCCAGUGGCUGCCACGAAUACCUCAGCCGUGGAGAACGACACACUGGCCCGCAUGCCAAGCAAAAUGAGCAUGAAAUCUACCGAUUCUACCUUGGACGAUGUGAUGAAAAUGCAAGGUCUCAAGAUAGGUCAAUAUGACCAAGCCAAGCCGACUAAACCGAUAAGUUUGCCGGGUCUCUUGCGCCGUCUAAGCUACGUUGGACGAGACCUAAUUACGCCCUACUUCCUGCCUGGACUCUUGUGCGCCUGUGCUACAGGCGCGGCCUACCCAUGCUUCUCCAUCUUAUUUGGUUUGGCUCUCAAUAAUUAUGGCCAGUGUCAGAACGACGAGGGUGACCCAUGCCCUGAGCCUAUUCGUGACCAAAUGCGCCACACGGCAAAUCAUCAUGCCCUGUACUUUUUUGUGAUCGCUAUUCUUUCGACCGUUGCCACUGUCUUCCAGAAUGCGCUCAUUCAGCAGGGUUCCGCAGCUCUGAUGCAGCGUCUUCGAGCACUCAUGUUCAGGGCAUACAUGCGAGCGGACGUUGCUUACUUUGAUGAAGAUGGUCACAGUAGCGGCACACUGACUUCGUCUCUGGCUGAGAACACGCUGAAAGUCAACAGUUUUGUUGGUGUGUCCAUGGGGGCCAUUGCCCAGUCGCUUUCUACUCUUAUCAUCGGUUCGAUUAUAUCUCUCAUUUACGGCUGGAAACUUGCGCUGGUCGUCAUGGCCUGUGUCCCAUUCACUUUGUCUGCCGGCUUUGUGCGACUCAAGCUCGUUGUACAAAAAGACGUUAAGGUACGUCAGGUCCAUUUAGCUACUUCACACAUGGCCUGUGAGUCUGCAUCUGCGAUUCGCACCGUCGCCGCUUUGACCCGGGAGGAAGAUUGCUUGAAGCGCUACGAUGCAGCACUCAAAGAGGCAUCCAAGGUGGCCAAACGUGCUGCACUCUGGGGAAAUAUUUUCUACGCUUUCUCGCAAUCGACAGCCUACUUUGUGAUUGCCUUAGGAUUUUGGUACGGUUACCGCCUUGUUAUGCGCAUGGAGUAUACAUCAAGUCAAUUUUUUACCAUCUUUACUGCGAUUGUUUUCGGCAGUAUUCAGGCAGGCAACGUGUUUAAUUUCGUGCCUGACAUUUCCAAUGCCUCGAACGCAGGUACCAGCAUGUUUGCAUUACUCGAUCAAAAGCCGCAAAUUGACAUUCAGUCAAACGAGGGCACUGUAUUGCACGAAUGUCAGGGACAUGUGCAAUUUGAAAACGUUGGAUUUGAGUACCCAACACGUCCAGGAGCCCCGGUACUGCGUGGCAUCAACAUGGACAUUCCGCCUGGUUCUUACUGUGCGCUCGUCGGCAGCAGUGGUUGCGGUAAGUCAACAACAAUCCAGCUCAUGGAACGAUUCUACGACGUGAGCUCUGGUCGCAUUUUGCUGGAUGGACACGAUAUUCGCACGCUAAAUCUAGCGUCGCUUCGUAAACACAUUGCGCUGGUUUCCCAGGAGCCAACAUUGUACGACGGCACGAUUGAAUUCAAUCUACGCUUAGGUGCUCUUGAAAACCCAGAUGAUGUGACGGAAACGCAGCUGAAAGAGGCAGCACGUUCUGCCAACAUUCUUGACUUUAUUGAAGGGCUGCCCGAAGGAUUCCGCACGCAGGUCGGCAGUAAAGGUACUCAGCUUAGUGGUGGUCAAAAACAACGCUUGGCUAUUGCACGCGCACUUAUUCGGAAUCCCAAGAUCUUGUUGCUGGAUGAAGCUACAAGCGCCCUUGACUCUGAUUCUGAAAAAAUUGUGCAGAAAGCUUUGGACGCUGCUGCUACCGGUCGUACCACAAUAGCCAUUGCGCAUCGUUUAGCUACGAUCGCACAUGCCGACUGCAUCUUUGCGUUCCAUCAAGGUGUGAUUUCCGAGGCAGGCAACCACCAGACAUUAUUGCAACAAAAUGGUAUUUAUGCCAACUUGGUUACGUUACAGGCGCUCGAAAAGCAUUAG
Molecule: messenger RNA, 4566 nt
Organism: Malassezia restricta
Lineage: Eukaryota; Fungi; Basidiomycota; Malasseziomycetes; Malasseziales; Malasseziaceae
Product: ATP-binding cassette, subfamily B (MDR/TAP), member 1
Exons: 1
Coding region: 1-4566 (1521 amino acids)
Biological process (GO): transmembrane transport
Cellular component (GO): membrane
Molecular function (GO): ATP binding; ABC-type transporter activity; ATP hydrolysis activity
Source: RefSeq, a predicted model, not a curated record